Messenger RNA from Closterium sp. NIES-65, 1995 nucleotides. NCBI's taxonomy places the organism in Eukaryota, Viridiplantae, Streptophyta, Zygnematophyceae, Desmidiales, Closteriaceae. The record is from the annotation of a GenBank genome assembly.
AUGACAGGGUCCAAACCAAGCUCUAGAGGUCGAGAUGCGGUGGAAGAGGACAACGAAGGCGAGCAUGUGGACAACUCUCGGGAGGGAGCCAUUACACCGAGAAAGUCUGGGCGAAAGAGGCGCAGGAGGGUGCGCAUUGGGGAAGAAGAGUCUCAAUCCGGUGAAGACGCACCAGAGCGUGAUUCGGGCGAUGGAGGAGAGACCACCGCGCGGGACUCUUCUUCCUGCCAUGAUGAGACAACCGGGCUGGGAGCUUCAACUGAUGAGGCUCAUGGUUUAAACAACGAUGACGAGGGACCGGACGGCCCAUACGACGCUGAGGACGAAGAUGCUCGCGACGUGGAGGAUGAUGAGGAGGCUACGAACGAGGAUGGUGACGAUGAAGAUUCAGACGAGGAUGCUAACGAUGAGUACGGGGAGGAGGUUGAUGACGAGGUACAGGAGGAGGAUGAACAGGAGGAGGAACAGGAGGAUGAACAGGAGGAGGAACAGGAGGAUGAACAGGAGGAGGAACAGGAGGAUGAACAGGAGGAGGAACAGGAGGAUGAACAGGAGGAGGAUCAGGAGGAGGAUGAACAGGAGGAGGAUGAACAGGAGGAGAAUGAACAAGAGGAGGAAGAUGAGGAGGAGCAGGAGGAGGAACAGGAGGAGGAACAUGAGGAGGAACAUGAGAAGGAACAUGUGGAGGAACGGGAGGAGGAACAGGAGACGGAACAGGAGAAUCAGGGGGGACGGGAGGAGGAACAGCAGGAGAGAGGCGAGCAUGAGACUGAGGCGGAACCUGGUAACAACGAUGCCGAGUGCGACAUGGAUCCCAACAGCCGUGAAGAAGAGGCUGUGGCUGAGGAAAGGGCCAGACAAAGGGGGCGGAUGUUGCCAAUUUCAAUGCUCGGCGGCAAGGUCGUAAUGGCAGACGGAAAAAAAUUGACGACGCACUCUGGAAAGGGUCCAGAGCAACCGAAAAAGAGAGAGAUGAAGCAUGCUGCUCGCGAGGAAAAGAAGGAGAGAGGUGCUGCGGCGGUUCAAGAGUUGGAUAAGGGUGCAGUUCGAGAGGGGGGGUUGGUGAAGAAGUCGGGUGGGGGUGUGUUGGCCUGGUUGGAUGACCCUAAUGUGUCUGUGUUCUGCAUGGACAAGGGUGAGGGUUCAAAGACCCUUCAUGUACCGGGCAGGGAGGUGGGAAACAAGUGCGGGAAGGGAGCAAGAACGGAAGGGAAGAACGAGAAGGGGGCUAUUGGCGGUAAGGGAACAUCUCAAAGACAAGAGGGAAGGGGGAUGGGCGGAGGGGGGACGGGCGGAGUCAAGGCAGGGGCGAUGGGCGGAGUCAUGGCAGAGGGGGUGGGAGGAGUCAAGGGAGAGGGGAUGGAUGGAAAGGCGGUCGCUGUGGGCAGAUGCAAGGCAGGGGGAAUGAGCGGAGGCAAGGCAGAGGGGCUGGGCGGAGGCAACGGCGGGGGAAUGGGCGGAGGCCAGGCAGGGGGGAUGGGGGCAGGACCAUCGGGAACAUGCACAGCACGUGACAGCACAUGGGUGGAAUUUGGGUCGUGCAAGGAAGGAGCUGCAGUGCUUUGCUCGGAGAGUCAACUAAAGCGAAUGAAGGGGGCGGCCUCUAAGACGGACCUGGUGGCAUUGGAAGCGCGAUUACUGACUGCUAUUAACAAGAAAUUUGGCGGUGGAGGCGAUGUGAUUGCGAUGAUGACCGAUCCCAAUGCAGAGGCCGGAGGGGAUGAUGCUCCUGCCUCUUCAUCGCUCACCAAUCCUGCCAAACCAGCACCGGCAAAAUCAGCUCCGGCCAGUCCGUUCGCCAUUGCUAAGGAUGUGGUUGCCAAAGGGGUCUCUGACUUCGAGGAUUUUGGCAUGUAUAACCCUAAAUCCUACAACAUUCCUCCCCCCUCCCCCCCCCUCCUCCUGCCUCCUCCCCCUCUGAAACCUUCUUCCCUCUGCCCACCCUUCACCCACUUACACCCCUCCUCAUCCACACACCACCCCUGUCCUUCCUAA